Molecule: messenger RNA, 967 nt
Organism: Hypoxylon trugodes
Lineage: Eukaryota; Fungi; Ascomycota; Sordariomycetes; Xylariales; Hypoxylaceae
Product: methyltransferase type 11
Exons: 1
Coding region: 60-794 (244 amino acids)
Molecular function (GO): S-adenosylmethionine-dependent methyltransferase activity
Source: RefSeq, a predicted model, not a curated record
CACGGAAACCAAUUUUGACAAGACCGCGAACCAUCCGGAAAAAAUUGGCGAAGGUUAAUAUGUCGCAACAUCUUUACGAUCAGGAUGAGUUCUUUCAGUACUAUAUCAAGCUUGAACGCCAAAUUAAGGGACUUGCUGGUGCGCCGGAAUGGCCCCAGUUAAAGGCAAUGCUUCCGGAUCUCAAUGGCCUCAGUGUGUUGGACCUAGGCUGCGGAUUUGGCUGGUUCUCUCGGUUCGCGAGAGAGAAUGGUGCAGCAUCUGUCAGAGCGAUUGACCUUUCUGAGAAGAUGCUGGAUAAAGCACGAAGCAUGACCAACGAUGACAAGAUUGAAUACGAAAGAGUUGACCUCGAAGAGCUGAAAUUGACAGAAAAUCAGUACGAUGUCGUUUUCAGCUCUCUUACCUUUCACUAUCUCGCCAACUUUCCGGCCUUGACCAAUGAAAUCAAUAAGGGUCUCAAGUCUUCGGGGCGUUUAGUGUUCUCGAUUGAGCACCCGAUAUUUACUGCGCCAUCGAAACCGGGCUUUGUUGUGGAUGAGGAGACAGGUCGCAAAUUCUGGCCGUUGGAUGAUUAUCAAACGGAAGGAUUGAGAAUCACCAAUUGGCUUGCACCGGGAGUCAAGAAGCAGCAUCGAACAGUAGGGAGUUAUAUCAAUAUACUACUCAACAGCGGAUUUCGUCUGACGGACUUCGUGGAAUGGCGACCAAGUAAAGAUGAAUUGAUACGAUAUCCUUCGAGAGAAAGUGAAGUUGUAAGACCGACGUUUUUGUUGAUGGCUGCGACGAAGGAUUAAGUUUUGGUUAUGCAUGUAAAGGGUACCUUGAUAUAGCGAUAUACUUCUUAAGGGACGGAAUCCUUGUAGAAAAAGAUUACAUAAUGAUAUGGUUAAAUAUCGGCGAUACUUCCAACUAUAUAAUGAUUACAUAAUGCUGUAGAGAAGUGCGCCAGGGAUCUUUGGAAGCUACC